CCCAGCAGCAAUCGACAUCGAAUUGUGUUACACCUCUACCAAAACGUCAUUUUAGAAUUAGCGAAAUAGGAAAAAAUAAGGAAACGAAGUAAGUAAAGCUACAAAACUACGGCGAAAGCCGUCCAUUUUUAAGUGUUUGUGAAGAAAAAAGAAAGAAACAAGUGAAAAGAAAGGAGGAAUCAGCAAAAACCGAAGAGAACCGAAGGGCAGCGUGAAAAGAGAAUCACAGAUAGAGCGUAACGGAGAGCAGAGAGAGAUAUUGUGAGGAAUUGUGCAUAUUCAACGAUGAAUUUUCUGCCUGGCGAGCCGCUGCCGCCGGGCUUUGAGGACGACGAAGUGUCCCCCCGGCCGGCCAUCGUUCUCAAGCAAAUCGACAACUACAAAAGCGCCCCACUGCUGGGCACUGAGUACGCCGUUGAGCUGCAGGAAGCCGCCCAGCCGCGUCCCGAUUACUACUGUGUCCUGUGCCAGACGUGCAACGACAGCCGCUCCAUCUUCGUCCAUUGGACCUCGCAGGCUCACCGCGCCAAAUACCUGCAGACGCACUUCCAGAAGGCCAACGAGGUCCUCCAAAAGCUUAAGCGUACACCGAACAGCGCCCCAAUUCUGGUCCAGGCCACUGGCCAUCUUGUCCAGUUGAUAGAGGAUCACUUUGGGCGCUCGCGUCAACUGCUUACCGUGGGCGGCGAUGAGUUUCGUCGCUUUCGCGCCAAGAUCUGCAGCCAAGUAAGAGAUCUCUUCCAUUUCGACGAGUGCGCCGGUCCGGAUUUCGUGGCGGAGGCGCAGCGCAUUCUCCAGGACCUUAAGCUAGACGACGGCAUCAAGAUAAACCUCAAGAUGACUGAGGCGGACUUGAAGCAGCGUGACGAUGGCAGUACCAUCGCUCUGGAUGCCAUCUCCAGUGAUGACGAAAGUUUCGGGGCAUCGACUUCGCUCCAUGACUCCUCCGGCAAGAAGCUGCAGCAGCGCAAGAAGAUCCAGGCCGACGAGCAAUCAGCCAAUGGUCGCGGCGCCAAUAGAUCACCGCCAGCGCCGGGCGUAGCCCCCAAGAUGCAUUCACUGCCCACACCCAAAGAGCUGUCCAUUCAGGCCUCACACAUCGCCCAGGAGCGCUACAAGUGGGAGAAAUUCCGCUGCAUGCUGGAGCUGCAGCUUAAGCAGUUGCGCGACGAGACGGAGACGUACGAGACCAAUCCGGAGAAGCAUCCGGAUUAUCCGGAUGAGUGGAAGCAGUUCUGGAACCGGCGCUACAAGCAGUUGCAGGAGGAGAAGAAGUGCGAUCCCAAUCUCUAUGACUACAAGCCAGAGUGGAUCAGCUACUGGAAGGAUCGUCGCAUCGAGCUCUUUAAUAUAGCGGUGAAUAAGAUCAAGAAGGACCUCAAGGAGAAGUUCAAGCUGGGCGACGAGGACGAGGAGAAGACCAAGGAGCUAAUGGAAGCCUACAAGAUCCGGGUGGCUACUAGUCCCCGUGAGGCCAGUGCACCGGCCAAAGCUACCAGUCGACGCAAGCCGAACUUCCGCAACAAUAAUCGGCCGGCGAAUGCAGCUGGAGGAGGAGGAGGAGGCGGCGGCGUAACAGUGAUUGAUAUCAGCGAUGAUGAAAACUCGAAUCCACCGGUUCGCAAUCGUCCGGCUUCCUUUCGGCGCUCGCACUCGCGCUCGAAAUCAGCCAAGCGAGUGGUGGCCGGACGUCGUCCUGGGCGGCAUUCCCGCAGCCGCUCGCCUCGCCGCAAUUUCCGCCGUGACUCACGCUCCUCCCGGUCCAAUUCGCGCGACCCCAAAUCCCGACGAUCUCGCACGCCUGGUGGCUACUACCCCCGCCAGCAGCAGCGACAUGAUCGCUAUGCCGGCCGUCCCUCCAGCAGGGAGCGUGCCUCCUCGACCCACUCCCGCGAUUAUGGGGAUCGCCAUAGCAUGGAGCGGGAACGCUCCACCGAAUUCUAUCGCUCCGACUCGUAUGUCCGUCCCAGUCGUUACGAGACCUUCCGUGUAAUGGACUCGCGCGAGUAUCCCGAAUACAGUCACAGUUUGUCCAAGGUCCGUUCCAUUUCGCCGGCGGUCUCGGCCGGCAAUAGCAAGAGCAACAGCAAGGACGAGGCCCUGGAGUCGGCGGAGAAGGGGCCGCUGACAGUGGUCAGCGUGCUGCGCAUGCUGUCAGCCGUGGAGGAGCACUUGGGCAGCCUUGGACCAAAGGCGCUCAAUCUGCUAAGCAAGGCACUGGCCAUGGAGAUGGUACAGCCGAAUGCCGCCGACGAUUUGCUUCUGAACGAUGACAAUUGUGUCUUUCUGGAGACCACCAAGGAGAAGCUGAAGGGCAUCCUCAUCGCUGAGGUGCUCGACGAUCCGCAGAAGGUGCGCGUCGUCAAGAAGGUGAUCACCAACAUAGCGGCCAUCAUUUUUCAGGUCAGCUCGCGAGGUGCGAACGAAUCCUGCGAAGGACAGCACAAGCCGAACGCUACUCCGGUGCCCAUACAGCUGCCUUUUGAACGCAACCUGGUGGCCCCGAAGCUAGCCAAUGCCUUGGUCCUCAAGGGCUACUAUGACGUGAGCACCGAGGACAUGACCAAGCUCCUCCAUCUGUUCACCUUGAUGGUGAAAACUGAUCACCAGCGCCGUCAGGCCGACUUGAAUAGUACCCUCAGCUUUGCCGAGGUCUGCACCAUACUGGGCUUGAGGGACACGGAUGUUAAUCCCGAUGCCGAAAACAUUGGCAUCGAUCUGGACGAGCUAAUGAAGGAAGUGGAGAAUCAGCUGCACAAGGAGUCGGUGGAUGUGGUUUCCGGCCCGGCAGGAUCAGCUGCUGUCAAACCCAAUGAGCCAGCCGGCGGCAGCAAUGCCAUGGAGUCGCUGACCGACUCCGAUUUACAAACGUUGCUGCAGAACUUCAAGUUUCUAUCGAACGAGGAGCAGGUGCAUCUCAUUGGCCAUCUGCGUAAGCUGGAGGUGCUGGAGCCGGCGCGCGUCCAGCGUUUGCGCAGAUAUGUGAACCUGGCGGAGCUGAGUGCCGAUGGAGAGUCCUGCAGUGACUUCUUGUCGCGCGUGGUUAACAAAACGACCAUCGGGAGCAGCAGUAGCAGCACCAGCAGUGGAAUGUUGUCGAAGCCCAUUGAGAAAUCGGCCAUUGGGCAGGCCAUAGCCACGGUGACUGGCGGGCAGGUAUCGGGCUCCUCAAAGGCCACCAGCAGCGAAGGCCCCUCCAAGGAGGCCCUCACAUCGCUGACCUCGCGGCGUCGUAGCUCGGAGCGAGAUCUCAGCAAUCUGCCCAUCAAUAAGCAGCGACGCAUAAGGAAUUCCCCUGGUUUCAUGAUCGACGAUGACGACGACGACGAGGAUGAUGACUACAACUUUGAUGAUCUGGUAAUGAAGGCCUGCGAUUCGAAUGGCAAGAAGAAUACACCGCCCAUCAUACCUGUCGAAUCGUCACCCAAUGCCCUGACCUUCAAGCCGGCAGCACCAUCGCCCAAGCUGUCCAUAAAGGACACCGAGAGCAUUAUAGCCGACCUUAUGGGAACUCUCGGCAAGGGCAGCGGAUCAGGAGGCUCUGCUUUGAGUGGUCCAGCUGGCAAUCGUGGCAACAGCUUCAUGAUGAAUCAGCAGCAGCAGCAAGCGGGAGCCGUGUCCAACCCACCGAAUCCUAAUAGAAAUCGGGCGGCGGGAGGCUAUCAAAAUCCGGGAUAUCCCGGUAUUCCAGCACAGCAGCAGCAGCAGCAGCCACGUCAAAUCAUGACUAAUGUGAGCACUGGACCCGAUCCCAGUCACCAGUAUCCUUACGGAGGCGGUGGCUAUCAUCCAUAUGCCGGCAAUGGCGUCCAGCAUAAUUAUCCGGCACCCGGGCACGGUCCCUACGGAGGAGCAGGCGGUGGUCCGAUCAAUCCCUGGGCCAACAAUGGAACGCCCCAGCCGCCGUAUAGCCAGAUACCUCAGAACUUCCUCAACCAGCAGCCCAACUACAACAGCAUGUUCGGGGGGCGGCAUUAACCCAGCUCCACUAUCCAUUAAGAUAUAUAUCCUUACCAUACAUUUGCCUGUAGAAUCCUAGCGCCUAGAUCAUUAUCCAAGAGGGUCAAAUCCCUUCGAGUGUCCACUGCUUGCGUUGGAGUUACCAUUUCCUUUGUGAACUCUGCCAAAAAAUUAAGUCCUUUUUUUUUUGUUGUUUAUUAGGAUUAUUGGAACAAUAAAAAUAAUAAUACCACGAGGUUGGGCAAAUUUAUAUAUAUACAUAUACAUAUAUAUAUAUAUAUUUCUAUAUAUCUGGCCUGCAGCAAACGCGAAAAAUAAAGAGACACAUUUAAAUGUUUUAA
Drosophila kikkawai is the source of this 4301-nucleotide messenger RNA. RefSeq lists its product as uncharacterized. The record is from RefSeq and is a predicted model, not a curated record. NCBI's taxonomy places the organism in Eukaryota, Metazoa, Arthropoda, Insecta, Diptera, Drosophilidae.